CUCGGUUCUAGCCCUUUUUCGCCGCAGAUCCGAGUUGCGUAUUCACUUGCAACGAGUUCGAAUCAGGUCAGAUCUCAUCGUCUUCUUUCUCUCCCUCCGCCCAUUUUCCUUUCUGCUUCAUCCUUCUACCCGGCAUGGCACGGCGGAGUCACUUCACCGACCUUUGCUGCAUCGCUUGCAGCGAGCUCGAAGAUCUUGGCGCUGGUGAGCGCGAGGGAUGGCUCUCAGACCCUUCCUUACUAGCCACUCUACACCCACAGGCCCUCGCCCUAGCUCACACUUCCCUCUCCCUCCUUCUUCUUCUUCCACUCGAUCCAUCUUCUUCCCGACGCCGAACCACCGUCCGCCCAUCUCUCUCCGCUGAAGAGGGUCGCAUUUCGGCGAUCGAAUGGCUUCCCUUCGCCGAUCUCCUCACUAUCGCCCUCGGCUCCUCUGCUGGAUUCCUCCUUAUUUACUCUCUAGCGGGUGAUCUUAUCCACAAACAGCUUGUGCAUCCCGGUCGUAUUCUGAGGUUGCGAUUCCGGGAAAAGAGGGGGGAAUCUCUCCUAGAUGCUGCAGGUGCUGCAGCUUCUUCAGAAGAACUUUGCGUUAUUUUACCUGGGGUUGUUGCUCGCUUCGAUGGCUCAGAUAUACAGAGCCUGUUUCGAAGAUGGUUAGAAGAGGAAGGAUCCCGGGCGUGGAAUAACAGGUUUACCACCGAGGACGGAGAUGAUAGUCCCUAUGGGAGGAUACCGUUCCAGCUGUGGAGUGUAAGUAAGUACGGGUCAUGCUUGGAUGCUGCUAUUGUGGGGAUAAUGCCUCCUCCAUUGCUGGAGCUCCAGUCGAGUCAACGUUACUACUGUGCAAUUACUGUUGGAGAAAAUGCUGUAAUUUCAGCUUUUAGGCUUUCUGAGGAUAGGAACCGAUCUAUUGUUGGAGCAAUUUUAUCUAAGGUCGUCCCUGUUACUUUUUCAACCCUAGCAUCAUUUUCCAAAAUGAUAUGGCGAACUGAGCAGUCCUUUUCGAAGAAUCCUCGUGUGGUUUUACAGCCAUUUGCCAAAGCUUCACCUUUGACGUGCUUGAAAGAUUCACCUAGGAAAGGAGAGAAACUUGCUGUCAGCCCUAGUGGUACAUUAGCUGCGAUAACAGAUUCUCUUGGAAGAGUUCUUUUGCUAGAUACUCAAGCUCUUGUUGUUGUACGACUUUGGAAGGGGUACCGAGAAGCAUCAUGUCUUUUUAUUGAGGCUCUGAUUAACAAAGACAGAGCAUCGACAAGUUCCAAUUACACUGGACAAAGAAAAAAUGACUACUCCUUGUGUCUAGCGAUCCAUGCACCACGUAAAGGGAUUAUUGAGAUUUGGAAGAUGCGAACUGGACCUCGGCUGCUUACUGUGCCAUGCCCCAAAGGAAGCAUAAUUCUGCAAUCCUCAUCCAGGUCUGUAGCAUCAAAUUCAUCUUCCUACAAUCCUCUUGAGGCUUUCUUGCUGAACGGAGAUUCAGGACAGUUAUCAGUAUUGAACACAUCAAUUGGUUAACUAACCAAAAUCUUAGACCUUUUGAUUUAAAAUUAAUAAAUAAAUCUGCUAAGCUUUUGCUUAUUUUCAUAAUGCUUAUAGCAGAAAAUUUGACUUGCUUGCUUGCCUUUCCCUUUUCUAGCGCCGGUGGUGUUGGUAGUGUAAAUGUGUCAUCAUAUUUCUGCAGUAAUACUUCAUUUAUUUACUAGUAAUUUCUCAUCUUAUCUGCAUUUCCGUUGAGUGGAAAAAAUUUC
Messenger RNA from Phalaenopsis equestris, 1747 nucleotides. Its product is annotated as rab3 GTPase-activating protein non-catalytic subunit. Gene Ontology annotation, molecular function: protein binding. The transcript has 8 exons. The record is from RefSeq and is a predicted model, not a curated record. Lineage: Eukaryota; Viridiplantae; Streptophyta; Magnoliopsida; Asparagales; Orchidaceae. Bases 135 to 1514 code for a protein of 459 amino acids. Gene Ontology annotation, biological process: regulation of GTPase activity.